AUGGACGACGUAGACUACAAAUUAGCGACUCUCAUUAGCAUUUUCGACCAAAAGAACCCAGACGAACUGCUCCAAGCUCUGGGAAGAUCGAACUCAAAUUUGGAAGCUUGUAUUGAAAGUCUAGUAUCAGGCACCGACGUCAUCAAAUCAACAGGAUCUAGCACCAAGAGAAAGAACACGUCGAUUGAAUCCUUCCUUGUUCGUGCUUCUCCCUCUACAUCAGCACGAGAAUCCAACACAUUUGACCGUACCCACAAACAGUCACUGCCAACAAUAAAACGUGCUAGGACGGAUCUAGCUGGUACGGAUCUUACCAUUUUAGAACAUAGCACGAGACAAUCUACCGACAGUCUAGUCAAGAAGAAUGCAUUCGAACCAUCAGACGAUAGCACAGAUGCGUUCAAAACGAAUGCAUUCGACAUACUGAAAUGGAAUGAAGACAGGGUCAUUAUGAAUAGCAAACUUCCGGUUAAGAUAUUGAAGCAGCCAGACGAAGUUAAAUCAUAUCUGGCAUGCUGUGAACUUGUGCUAGACUACUUGAAUAAAGAACUGGCCAACCGGUUACUUAAAUCCAGUCUAGCUGAGGCAAAGAGUUGGGACAGGCACGAAUUUGUUAUAAACGAGAAACCCGUCGUGAGCGAGCACUUGUCGUCGUUUUACGUAUCUGGUUCUGGGUCUUUAUCUAUCGACUCAGUAAUAUAUGGUGGAAAGGCUGCUCCAGACUCACGACUCAUGACAGAAGAUAUGGAAGAAGCUCGAGAGCUUGUCGAUGCUACUGUGAACGAAAGAUUAUCUCAACGGACUAGAUUCCCGGGCGAAAUACCUUGUCGCUGGAGGUCAAAUGCUCUCGUUGCAAAUUGUUAUACAGAUGAAACCCAGAAUGUCGGGUUUCAUGCUGACAGGUUAACCCAGAUUGGUCCAAUGCCAACCAUUGCUAGUGUUACUCUUGGCGCAACGCGAGUGUUUCGAGUAAGAAAAAUCACCUCUGAACCUGGUGCUCCUGCUCAAACUCUUGAUAUUGUCCUGCCUCACAAUUCACUGCUCAUUAUGUUUCCCCCAUGUCAAGAAAUGUUCAAGCACUCCGUGCCAUCUCAAAAGGCGGUGUCUCUCACUUGGAAUGAUAUUUCUGGAUCCGCCCGAAUCAAUCUCACAUUCAGACACUAUCGAAGUGAUUACACAAUAGCAGACACUCCGAGGUGUCUUUGUGAUAACCCAUGUGACUUGAAACCUGUAAUGAAAAAGGACUAUUCGCUAGGCAAAUAUUUUUAUCAGUCGAAAGGAAUCAAGGUUGGGACGAACUGUGGAUUCUUUCAAUGGUUGCCUUUGGAGGAAAAGAUUACACAGGCGAAGCAGCUCCGUGUUGUCUGA
Molecule: messenger RNA, 1368 nt
Organism: Synchytrium microbalum
Lineage: Eukaryota; Fungi; Chytridiomycota; Chytridiomycetes; Synchytriales; Synchytriaceae
Exons: 6
Coding region: 1-1368 (455 amino acids)
Biological process (GO): DNA alkylation repair; DNA repair
Cellular component (GO): nucleus
Molecular function (GO): dioxygenase activity; ubiquitin binding
Source: RefSeq, a predicted model, not a curated record